Entelurus aequoreus (snake pipefish) is the source of this 2918-nucleotide messenger RNA. RefSeq names its product H-2 class I histocompatibility antigen, D-D alpha chain-like. The transcript is spliced from 8 exons. Gene Ontology annotation, cellular component: external side of plasma membrane. Gene Ontology annotation, biological process: immune response. The record is from RefSeq and is a predicted model, not a curated record. Bases 123 to 1205 code for a protein of 360 amino acids. Lineage: Eukaryota; Metazoa; Chordata; Actinopteri; Syngnathiformes; Syngnathidae.
UAGAAGCUCGUUUCUGCCUUGGCGUCCAUUUCAUGUUUACUCAAGUUGUCGUCGCCUUGUUUUUCUCUGACGAUUAAAACUAGAAACUUUUUUUUUAUUGACUUGUGCACUUGUGACAUUUAAUGAUGAACUUGCUUUUCUUCUUUCUCCUAGUUGUACAAACACACAGCGUGACGCCUGUGAUUCAUUCACUCAAGUAUUUCACCACUGCAUCCUCUCAAGUUCCAAACUUCCCAGAGUUUGUGAGUGUUGCUUAUGUUGAUGAAGUUGAGAUUAGUUACUAUGACAGCAACAUCAGGAAAACAGAAUCCAAACAGGACUGGAUGAACAAAAUCACAGCAGAGGAUCCAAACUACUGGCAGAGACAAACAGAGAACAAUGUUGUUAAAGAACAUGUCUACAAAGUCAACAUUGAAACAGCCAUGAAGCGUUUCAACCAAACUGGAGGUGUUCACAUUGUCCAGGUGAUGACAGGAUGUGAAUGGAAUGAUGAGACUGAUGAGGUUAAAGGUUGGCAGCAGUACAGUUAUGAUGGAGAAGAUUUCAUAUCGUUGGACAUGAAGACAUGGACAUGGACUGCAGCAAAACCACAAGCUUUCCCCUCCAAACUCAAGUGGGACCAGGACAUAUUUAUACUAAAUGACAAAAAGUAUUAUUUCACUGAGCGUUGUCCUUCUUACUUGAAGAAGUAUGUGGAGUAUGGGAAGAAGGUCCUAAUGAGAACAGAGCUUCCAGAGGUGUUCCUCCUCCAGAAGACGCCGUCCUCUCCGGUCACCUGCAUGGCGACAGGUUUCUACCCCGACCUAGCCGACCUGUUUUGGAGGAAAGACGGCGAGCAGAUCUUCGAGGACGUGGAGCACGGAGAGCUGCUCCCCAACCACGACGGAACCUUCCAGAUGUCGGUGGAGCUGAAAGUGGAGGUGACGGCCGAGGUGGAGGGCAAGUACGAAUGUGUGUUCCAGCUGUCUGGCGUCAAGGAGGACCUGGUCACCAAGCUGGAGAGAAGAAGCAUCCUGAGCAACGCAAGCCAUGAAGGCAACGUGAGCGUCACUGCCACGCUGGCGGUCCUCGCUGUGGUGGUCCUCCUGGCGGCCGCCAUCAUCAUCAUCAUCUUCAUCAUCAAGCGUCGCCCAAGCAGACAAGCCCAAUACGAUCCAGCUGCUGGUGACGCUGGUAACGAGCUCUCAGAGAGACGUGAAGGCUGAAGGCUGAGUGAGACACAGAUGCUUUGUGCACUGGAACACAGAGAGAUGUCUCCAUCGCUGAGGGACCUCAUCACACUUGGACAUUUAUGCACUAAUUGCUCCUCAUCUCAUCCAUCAUGUCUUCUUUGGCUCUUUAUGGCUGAGAAAAUCUGCAUUUUUCAACAAUAUUUUGCCAGUCAAUCAUGUUGAUGUUGAUCUUUGUGUCCAUGUAGUUGUGAUGUCAUCAUUUGGGGCUCAUGUGUCAUCACAUUGACAAGGAUUUCUUCUUUCCUUUUCAAACCAAUAGACAGCUGCUUAUCAGUGAAUAUCACCUUGUGUCACAUGUCAGCAUUAUUUUCACUAAUAUUUUGGAACAAUAGUACCAUUUUUCAGUACUUUUGUAUGUUAAUGUUAUUGGUUUGGUAAUCAUUUUUUCAUGUAACAUUUAAAAAUGUUGUCCAGUUGUUAUAUCUUGUUUUCUGAUGACAUUAGUCUCAUUUGCAAUGCAGUUGCACUUCCAAGACCAUUAGAUGGCAGCACUGUAUAACUAUUUAUGCUAUGUUGUCAAACUAAAAAGUAGCUUUUUUCCAGGAAGAUGAAUUUGUUAGGUUGCGCCCUACAAAGUGUCAAUACUGUAAGUAUUGUCCUCAUUACACAAAACUGUAAAAUUCCAACUAUAAUCUUAGUUGUCGUUUCCUUUACCAAAUUCCAAGGUGUUGAAAUCGCCAUGUAAAAUCGCCCAUGCUAAUAGUAGCCUGUCUAUGGCAAAUCCUAUGUAAAUUAGCAAUAAGCUAGCGCAUUUUGAAAGAGUGUAGCAUUACUUUACCUUUGAGCGUUUUUUUAUGAAGCACACUUUGUUGGUGUUGAAAAUGUCAAGGUGACUUAGAGGGAGUUUGGCUGAGUCUGGCCUCAGUGCUGCUUGAGUGAUUGUUUACGUGAGCCCGUGUUUAGUCUGAAAGCAGACAUGACCAGUCUGAAACCGGACAUGACGUCACAUGCAACAAAGGUAUCCAACUAUGGCACCGUUUGAUUUUACUUGAAUUGAUAGUUAAGGGAAUUGGGGUCAUUACCUACCAAAGUAGUGAAUUGGGUAGCCAACCUACCAGUUAGUGUGACGGAGGGGGACAGUGACACAACAUUUAUGACAAAGCGUUGCAAAAUGUUUAUAUUUUUUGAAAAUAGUUGCUGUUAUUUCCGUUCCUUUUUGCAUAGUCAUAUUUUUGCUUGAUUGCCAAACAUGGCGAGGAUGUCAUUUGGGAAGUAAACAAGGAAGGCCACUCUUGAUAUUCAGUGUUUUAUGUGUACUAUGUUUCAUGUACAUUCUGGCUGUUUUAUUCAGUAAAAACUUGUCAAAUACAAUUCUGUGUUGGAGGUGCUUUGUCAUUACACACAUGAUAACACUUUUAGUUUGCAGUCAUGCAAAACAAGUGUCAAAUGUCUCAAGUAUUCCUGUAAAAAACAAAAAAAAGCACAUACAGCAGAUUGUGAGACAAAAAAUUUGAUUUUUUUUUUCUAGCUGUUUGAAUUAUUUAGUGAUAAUUUGGGGUUGCCAAGCGUCUCUUGAAAAACAGAAUUAGAAUGAGAAACAAAAGUAUGUGUCACGUAAUGAGCCUAAAAGGGCCGCACUUUGUCUGGUGUUAUUGCCCUUCAGUUUCAGUUCAGUUUAUGUGGAACAUGCAUACGAUACAUGUAAUGCAUCACAUAUUUCCAGUUGCUUCAUGACAGCACGUCCGA